AUGAGCACACUCGCCGAGUUCGAGGCAGAGCUCGCCAGCCAAUAUGACGACCUCAAGACAUGCAACGAAAUGCUGGCGCUGGAUCCGACUUCAGAAGACGCCCUCGAGACCGUCCCCGUCCUGGAAGAAGCCAUCGCCGACCUCAAAGCCCAGAUCGCAGCGAAGAAGGUCGAACAGAGGGCAGCACCCCCUCCCCCACCACCGAGCGACGAUGCAGCAGUCACACCAAAGUACGACAUGAGCAAGCAUCCCAAGUUCCGCAAACAGUCCCCGGACGCCCCGCCUCCGCCGCCAGACGAAGCGCAGCAGACCACCUUUAACGUCAAAGACACCGUCAUGGCCAAGUGGGCAGAAGACAAGCAGUGGUACCAAGCGACCAUCGUCAGCAAGACCGGCAGCUCGACCGACCCAGUAUACAAAGUCACCUUCAAAGGCUACGGCAACACGGAGACGAAGCGCAAGCACGAGAUUCGCGCCUUCAUUGAUAACAGCAAGAAGCGCAAAGCUGACGGCUCUCCAGCAGUCUCCACGCCAACGGUACAGCCACCAGCGUCGCCAAAGCCAGCGCAGAACGGGAGUGUCAUCUCGGCAGCGCCAUCAGUUGACCCGACCCUCGUACAGAAGCGUGAGCCGAGCAAGGUCAGCGAUGGGCCCACGAGGAUGGCGCCGGAGCCGAAGAAGCUGAAGGGCAACAAGGUGCUCGAGAAAGGUAAGAGCAACUGGCAGGACUUCCAGAAGGCGGGGCCGAAGAAGACGGGGUUCGGGUCGUCAAAGUUGGGCAAAGAGAGUCAGUUCCGCACGCCGGAUCUGCCGAACGCGAGGGUCGGAUUCACGGGAUCAGGUAAACCGAUGCAGAAGGAUCAGGCGCGGAAGACGUGGAAGUACGGCGGCGGCAGCGGCGGAGGGGAGGAGUAUUGA
Molecule: messenger RNA, 918 nt
Organism: Saxophila tyrrhenica
Lineage: Eukaryota; Fungi; Ascomycota; Dothideomycetes; Mycosphaerellales; Extremaceae
Exons: 1
Coding region: 1-918 (305 amino acids)
Source: RefSeq, a predicted model, not a curated record